Anolis sagrei ordinatus is the source of this 1248-nucleotide messenger RNA. It is a transcript of the gene NUDT5, whose product is annotated as nudix hydrolase 5. Gene Ontology annotation, biological process: ribose phosphate metabolic process; nucleoside phosphate metabolic process. Gene Ontology annotation, cellular component: nucleus. Gene Ontology annotation, molecular function: ADP-ribose diphosphatase activity. The record is from RefSeq and is a predicted model, not a curated record. Lineage: Eukaryota; Metazoa; Chordata; Lepidosauria; Squamata; Anolidae.
ACUCUGUCUGCGUCAGUAGCAGGGCUCCCACCCGCUUUAGAAUGAGGAACAGUGCAAAAUAAAGGAGCAAGAAAGUGAACCCAGAAGUUGGGUAUCUUUGAGUGAGUCUACCCUAGAAAGGCCUCAGAGAGACCUCCGAAUUCCUCUACGAACAAGGCACGUGCGCACAAUUUCGAUCCGCUUUGACCGUAGAGAGAGCACUUUAACAGAGAGUCAGCUGCCAUUGAGGUUUCGGAGGCGGCGUUGUUCUCCCGCGCGCUCCUUCCAACCAAUCAACGGGAAGAACCCCAAAGCGCUGUGCUUCCUCCUCUCCGGAAGGUUUCAGAAAGGUGGACUUUGGGCUCGAGGUGAACAACUGACAUCCCUAACAUGGAAGGAGAAGCAUCGACUGGAGCUCCAAAACCCACCCAAGAAUCCAUAAUUAAAGAAGAGACAAUUACUGAGAGAAAAUGGGUGAAGCUCAAUCAGACCACUUACCUUGAUCCCACCGGUAAAACAAGAAUAUGGGAAACUGUGAAGCGUACUACCAGAAGAGAGGGCAUCUCUGCUGAUGGUGUUGCUGUUAUUCCUGUGUUGCAAAGGACUCUUCAUUAUGACUGUGUUGUCUUAGUGAAACAGUUUAGGCCUCCCAUGGGAGCCUAUUGCCUGGAGUUCCCUGCAGGUCUAAUUGACCCCAAUGAAACCCCAGAAAGUGCUGCUUUGCGUGAACUGGAAGAAGAAACAGGAUAUAAAGGAGACAUCCUUGAAUGCUCUCCGGCUUUAUGUCUGGAUCCUGGCUUGACGAACUGCUCAUCACACAUUGCAACAGUCACCAUUAAUGGAGAUAGUACCCUCAAUUUGAAGCCCAAACAAAAACCUGAGGAAGGAGAAUUUGUCGAAGUUGUCACACUACCAAAGAACGAUUUAUUGCAAAGAAUUGAAGAACUGGUGGCAGAGGAGAACCUUAUUGUGGAUGCAAAGUUAUAUGCUUAUGCCUUGGCAUUGCGACAUGCAACAGAUAAGCCCUUCCAAGUGCCAUUUAUGAAAUUCUAAGCCUGCGCCAUACUUAAUUCUUUCAGAGGUUCAGCAAUUAACAAGUUGUUUUUGAAUAAUUUACAGUAAGCUUUGAAAAGCAAAGUAUUAUUAGCAGUCGUGUCUGGAAUAAUGUAAUUGAUCUGUGUAUUAUAAAACAGAUAAAAUGUCUAAUUCUGUACUGAUUAACUGGACUUCCCUGAAGCACAAAUAAAUGUCAUUGAAUCAUCUGUACAA